CACUUUCGGUAGGUAGACGGAAGAGAGAUUGCCUGCGCAGACGCAAACAGAUCACAUCUCAAGCUUACUAUUAGAUCGCCGUAAAGGGUCGAGAGAAGAACUCCAACGUUGUCCACAAAAAUGGCAAAAUCUACUUCUUACAACACACACCUGAUAUUACUUUUGUUGUGCGUCGGUUGGAGUCAUUGCGCCUAUUUGAUUGACUUUUCGCGGAUCUUCCAACACAAUUCGGCUAAUGUUAAACGUGAAGAUCCUGAUCGUUGCCAUCCUACUCAACCAUUUCGAUGUCCUGGUACUACAACUGUUUGCAUAUCCCUCCAAUAUCUUUGUGAUGGAGCCCCCGAUUGUCCCGAUGGAUAUGACGAAGACAACCGUUUGUGUAUAGCAGCCAAACGACCUCCAGUAGAAGAAACGGCUAACAUUUUGCAAACAUUAUUAGCAAAUCAUGGACCUAAUUAUCUAGAAAAAUUAUUUGGUAAUAAAGCAAGAGAUGCACUGGCACCACUCGGAGGAGUUCAGAAAGUUGCAAUUGCUCUCUCGGAGAGUGAAACUUUGGACGAUUUUGGAACAGCACUUCACUUAAUGAGAACCGAUUUGGAACAUUUGAGAAGCGUUCUUACGGCAGUCGAAAGUGGAGACUUAAGUUUGCUCAAAGCUUUGGGGAUCAGAGACUCCGAAUUAGCAGACGUCAAGGUUUUCUUGGAUAAAUUAGUCAGCACUGGUUUCAUGGAUUAACCCGUAAAACCGGAUUUCUUUUUUAAAUUUUAAAUUCUUAAUCCGACGAACGAUCUUAAGAAGUGAUGUUAAGAAAAGAAUUAUUAAAAACAGCAAUAUUUAUUUAUUCUCUGAUUUUUUUUAUUAUUAUACGAUAUAAAAAUAAACCGAGCAUCGAGCAUCUUCAAUAUCCUUGUGUAUGAAUCACAUCAUUGCUCAAAAUGUGAUUCUGUGAUUUUACCCCAUAUCUCUUUCUUAUUAUACAUCGUAAUCGCUUUAAAAAUAUUCGUUUGGUUUGAUAACAUGUAUUUUUAAUAUAACCGUAAAUAAGAACAGAUUUGCUUCAAUCAGACAAGAAAAAUAAAUUAGUACAGUAAAUUCUUAAUUAUAGAAUCCAUAUUUAAAUAUUUUUUCUGCUCUAUUUACACUAUUUCUUCGAUUUCAAACUGUGAUCUGUAAAUAUAUUUUUCUGUCUGAGUGAUAUGUUAAUGGCAUGGAAAUAAAUGCAUAUCGUGUGAUUUUUGUCGUUUUGAUAUAUGUAGAUGAAACAUGACAUUUCACUCUCCAACAUCAACAGAGGAAAAAAAUGUUUGGAUCAAUUUUUAAAAAUUAUUCCAAUGUUCUGCAUCAAAAUUAGAUUUUAGCCUUGUUGUCUGAUGGAAUUUUACUAAAUUUGAUAUAAAAAUUGACUUACAUACAGUAUAAAUAUAAAGGCAUUAUGGUGGUUUUAUUCAAUUUCAAACUGUUAUAGUUGUUGGGUAAACUUUUAUGUAGGUUUAAUGUAAUUUAAAAUUAACAUAAUUAGUAAUUUAUAAAAUAGUUCAUACAUUAAUUUCCAUUGUAGAACAACGUUAAAUUUCAGAAUAAUUUGAUUCAUACAUUAAAUAUGAAUGUCUUUUUAUCAUAUUUAAUCCAAAACUCCUUAGCAAAAUCCUCUUGUAUAAUUAGUAAUUUUAUUCUCAGAUUUAAUAAAAGAAUUUAUCCCUGCACUGUGGUAAUUAUACGAGUGAAUAUUAUCAGA
This is a messenger RNA of Centruroides sculpturatus (bark scorpion), 1735 nucleotides long. Its product is annotated as IDLSRF-like peptide. The record is from RefSeq and is a predicted model, not a curated record. The transcript has 4 exons. Gene Ontology annotation, molecular function: protein binding. NCBI's taxonomy places the organism in Eukaryota, Metazoa, Arthropoda, Arachnida, Scorpiones, Buthidae. Bases 121 to 735 code for a protein of 204 amino acids.